UCUUUUCCUUAUCUUAUUUAUUCAUCGUCUCUUACAAUUAGGGUUUCUAUCUUGCUGUACGAUUUUUGUAAAUUGGGGUUUUUUUACAUGGAUCAUCUUGAAGAAAAAAUUUUCAAUUUGGAAAUUAUUUGUUCAAAUUCUGCAAAUCAAACUCUAAUUUGUUGGUAAAGCGUGAUCUAGGGUUAGACCUCCGAUCUGAACUUGCUAAUUGGUUUUUGUGGUUUUUUUUUGUAUGAAUUAAACGAAGCUUAGAUGGCACGUACUAGGCAAACUGCUCGUAAGCUUAGAUUUUGUAAAUUGUUAUUUUGGGGUAGAAAGAGAUAAGUUUCAUGUCUGCUUGUUGCUCUGAAUUGGGAAUAAGUUAAAAAGAUAAUGAUUGAAGCAGAAAAUUGGUGAAAGUGUUUGUGGAGAGGGUGAUGCUGACCAAGCAAUUAUCAUUCCUUACAGGUCAGGAUGAUAACCCAUUUUUUUUCAUCUCCCACUUAUAUAACCACAAUACAUUCCGUUGCCCCUUUCUUUCUUUCAAAAGCCGCCUGCUUUUUUUUUUUUAUUUUCCCUUGCACAAAAAUCAUUGCUCAUGUUUCUUCAAUGCUUUUCCUUACUGAAGUUUAGAUUUGAAUUAUGUCAAAGAGAGUGGAGCUUAUUGUAUAAAUUGAAAAAUAGUUAAUUUAUUUUUUCUAUUAAAAUAGAUGAUAGACUAUACACUGCAAGAUGGAUACUCUAAAAAACCGAUAAAUUCUUUAAUAAUGAGAACUUAUAUUCAAGACAUUUAUUUUCUGAAAUAAAUUUUAAUAGUUAACUUUUUUAAGCUCUCAUAACAUAUAUAUAUAUGAAUUAGACAUUCACCGCAAUUGAACUAAAUCAAGGUGAUAUGAGGUGAUUAGCAACAAAUUGGGUAAUAAAUGGAGCACAAAGGGGAAGAGCAUAAUGCUAAAAGCGGCUCUUUUUGUAAAGCAAAAUAAAAGCAAAAAUGUAGGCUCUGACUUUGGUUGUUUUAUGAUAGAGCGGAAGCCAUUAUUAAGAAAAAGAAAACCUAAAAGGGUAAACAAAAUUGAAUGGAAACUGGAGUUCAGUAUUUUGGUUUUGGGCUAAUUUGAAGCCGUAUUUGGGCCAGUCCGUCUCCUUCUCUAUUCAACAAGCAAACUGCAGAGGAGAAAAUCCCUAAACCCUCUUCGGAUUUGUCAUUCUUCAGUGUUGUUUCAAUUCUUCAGCCUAGUUCUUAAUUUGCUAUAUAACAGCAUACUUUUGAUCGAAUAUGGCAUUGGGUUUGAUAUUGGGGAUAGGAAGGGCAUUUCGAAGAAAGAGAACGUCGGCGUUGGAUAUUCUGUCGUCGAAACGUGCUCCUCGUGAUUAUUAUAAGGGAAAGAAUUGCAAGCCUACUGGUUUUCACACUCGCAAAGGUGGCUACGUUAUUGUACCUGAGAAAUUGCCGAACUAUGUUGUACCUGAUUUGACUGACUUCAAGAUGUUUUGCCAUGGGUUUAGAAGUACCAGCGUAGUCGAGAAAUUGUGUCUCAGACAGAUUAUGAGCAUACUUUUGAUCGAAUAUGGCAUUGGGUUUGAUGCUGGGGAUAGGCAAGGCAUUUUGAAGAAAGAGAACGUCAUCGUUGGAUAUUCUAUCGUCGAAACGCGCUCCUCGUGAUUAUUAUAAGGGAAAGAAUUGCAAGCCUAUUGGUUUUCACAAUCGCAAAGGUGGCUACAUUAUUGUACCCGAGAAAUUGCCGAACUAUGUUGUACCUGAUUUGAUUGACUUCAAGGUAACCUUUCUCCACCCAUCUUUGUUUCUAUUUUUUGGAGAACGGAUACCCAGCACUUGCAUUGAUGAUACUAAAACAUGUAAAUGGCGUUGAUGAUAAGGGUCUUUCGUUUAUAGUUUUCUGGUCUCCUUUUGAGUGUUGGAAUAUAAUUGGUUGGAAGUUGUCAAUUGUUAGGCUUCUUUAUCUUUCAGUUACAAGAAUUAUUAUUGCAAGAAUAGUUUUUGUGGGAGUAUUCUUAAAUUUUUUGUUUCUUUGUAUGGAAGAAUAUGUUUGCUUCCAUAUGGUUGUUUUGUAGGUAACGUUUUUGUUUUGUGUUAUGAACUGUUUUUCUUUCUUUAAAUAAUGGAAGGGAUAUA
This is a messenger RNA of Ricinus communis (castor bean), 2113 nucleotides long. RefSeq names its product 39S ribosomal protein L41-A, mitochondrial. The record is from RefSeq and is a predicted model, not a curated record. The transcript has 6 exons. NCBI's taxonomy places the organism in Eukaryota, Viridiplantae, Streptophyta, Magnoliopsida, Malpighiales, Euphorbiaceae. Gene Ontology annotation, cellular component: mitochondrial large ribosomal subunit. Gene Ontology annotation, biological process: translation. The coding region runs from base 1256 to 1642 and encodes 128 amino acids. Gene Ontology annotation, molecular function: structural constituent of ribosome.